Molecule: messenger RNA, 6106 nt
Organism: Sinocyclocheilus rhinocerous
Lineage: Eukaryota; Metazoa; Chordata; Actinopteri; Cypriniformes; Cyprinidae
Product: pappalysin-1-like
Exons: 24
Coding region: 122-4801 (1559 amino acids)
Biological process (GO): proteolysis; cell surface receptor signaling pathway
Molecular function (GO): protein binding; metalloendopeptidase activity
Source: RefSeq, a predicted model, not a curated record
UUGACAGGCUUUUGUAAAAGCAAAAGACCGGGAGAGAUCUCCAAAGACGAGCGCUAUUUAGUAUUUUGAAAUCAUCAAAUCCCCUAUCCAUUGACAAAAAAUCUCUUCUCUCCACUUGAAAAUGAAACUUUUGCCCAUUUGCACUUGGCUCCUAUGCCUUUUGCUUUUUAUCGUGUGCUUGGGAUCUGAGUGUGGGACUCCACGGCGAAUUGUAAGGUCUAAAAGAGACUUGGUACGCAUCAGGGAAGCCAGAAGUACCUUCCCAGGACCUUGUGCCACACGCCUGCCUCGGGGCAAACGCUCACUUCCCGGGUUAUUCUUAUGGGGAUGGAGUAGCAUAGGUCUCUAUGAUAAAUGCUUCUACGCAUCCAGCGAUAGAGGAUGGUUACUUGGCAUCAAAGCGGUCAGCGACCAAGCCAACCGUGACCCUCGUGUCUUCUUCUCCCUCAAGACAGACAGAGCCCACAAGCUCACCACAAUCACCUCCAAUGCACCCUACACUCCCAAUCAAUGGUCACACGUGGCCGUCACCUACAACGGUCUCUUUAUGAAGCUGUAUGUAAACGGGGCGCAGGUUGCUGUAAGUCGAGAUCAAUCCGGUGAGAUUUUUAGCCCCCUUACCAAGAAGUGCAAAGUGCUCAUGAUCGGUGGCAAUGCAUUAAACCACAACUACAGGGGAACAAUGGAACACUUGAGCUUGUGGCAUCGGGCUCUGAGCCAACGUGAGAUCAUUAGAUACAUGGGUCUCAGUUUGGGUCAGUUUGGUGACCUCUCUCAGCUGGUCGUCCAUGAGAACUUCGAGAGCAUGUCAAGACGGUGGCUGACGGUGAAAGAUGGCAGUUUCCCCCGGUUGGAGGACUCAGACCGGAGCCUGGCGGCUGUCCUCAGUGAUGCUGCACUGAAACCUCCACCUUGCGGACAGACUGUGUGUGACAAUGUGGAGGUGAUUACAAACUACUACCAGCUCUGGAGCUUCCGCAAACCCAAGACGGUGCGCUACCGAGUGAUAAACGUUUACGACGAUGACGGACGGUGGCCGACGAUUACAGACCACCAGAUCAACCUUCAGCACCAGCACUUGAACAAUGCUUUCCGUGUCUACAACAUCUCCUGGGAGCGCACCAUUCACAACGUAUACAACUCGUCCUUACGUAACCGCCUAAUACUGGCCAACUGUGAUAUCAGCAAAGUGGGCGAUGAAGAGUGCGAUCCAGAAUGUAACCACACUCUUACUGGCUUUGACGCCGGAUACUGUAAGAGGCAGGGCGCACGCUGCCCCGAAUACAAGCAGGGGAACGGGGUUUGUGACCCAGAGUGUAACUGGGACAAUUUCUAUUACGAUCAUGGGGACUGCUGCAACCCCAACAUCACUGAUGUCACCAAGACCUGCUUUAAUCCUGCAUCACCCCACAGGGCUUACAUGAACGUGAAAGAGCUGAAAGAGGUUUUGAAUUUGGAUGGAUCCACGCACUUGAACAUCUUCUUUGCUAACUCAUCUGAUGAAGACGUGGCUGGUGUGGGCACUUGGCCCUGGGAUAAAGAAGCUUUGACACAUUUAGGUGGGAUUGUAUUAAACCCUUUAUUUUAUGGUACAUUUGGCCACACUCACACCAUGAUCCAUGAGAUUGGCCACAGCCUUGGACUAUACCAUGUCUUCAGGGGAAUCUCAGAGGUGGAGUCCUGUAACGAUGCCUGCUUAGAGACUGAGCCGUCUCUUGAGACGGGGGAUCUGUGUGUAGAUACAAAUCCCACACCCAAGUACAAGUACUGCAGAGAUCCUGAGUCAGGCAACGACACCUGCGGCAGACGUCAUUUCACAAACACCCCCUUCAACAAUUACAUGAGCUAUGCUGAUGAUGACUGCACAGAUUCCUUCACGCUGAACCAGGUGGCCCGGAUGCACUGUUACCUGGAUCUGAUCUACCAAUCUUGGAGACCUGGCAGUAAACCAGCUCCUGUUCCUCUACCUCCUCGAGUAACAGCGCAGGACCAAGACUCUACUACACUAGAGUGGUUCCCUGCCCUCACCGGCCAUUACUUAGACAGAGAAGUGGGAUCAGUUUGUGACAGAUGUACUGAAGUUGGGGUGCUCCUACAGUAUGCCUCGAACUCUUCUUCUCCCAGACCCUGCUCUCCCUCCGGCCACUGGAGUCCUCGUGAAGCAGAAGGUCCACCAGAUGUAGAGCAGGCCUGUGAAGCGAGCGUCAGCACUUGGAGCCCCAACGCCGGCCUAGACUCGAGUAGUGUUGGCUCAGCAUCUUGCCCACCCCAGGGCUGUAUGCUGCAGCUCGAGUUUGCCUAUCCGCUGGUGCCUGACUCCCUCACUGUUUGGGUCACCUUCUUCUCUCCGGAGGAGACUGGACUGCCUGCAAUCCACGACAUCCUUCUGCUGACCCUCAGUGGUAACAACAUCUCGCUGGGUCCACAGUAUGUGUUCUGUGACACACCGUUGACACUUAAGCUAGAUGUGAAGGAGGAGGUGUAUGGGGUGCAGUUCUUCACCAUGGAGCAGCACUUGGAAAUCGAUGCCACAUUGCUUGCCUCAAAGCCAGACAAUCCUCUGUGCCGGUCGAGUCAUCCUCUACGCUAUAGACUGGUUCGACAGCCACCAUUCACACAUUCACCAUAUGGGCUGAUCCUUCAGGAACCCACUCUGAGAUAUGUGGACAGGGACUUAAAGCCUGAUGAGACGUACACCUACCACGUGCUGACAGUGUCUAAAAGAGCGGAGAGUGAACCAUCUCCUCCUCUCUUUCACCAGCUGGGCUCACCCUACUGUGGAGAUGGACUCAUCCAAAAAUAUCUUGGAGAGCAAUGUGAUGACAUGAACUUCGCUAAUGGAGAUGGCUGCUCAAACCAGUGCAAGAAAGAGCUGUUGUUCAACUGUGUUGAUGAGCCCAGCUUAUGUUACUUCUACGAUGGUGAUGGUGUGUGUGAGGACUUUGAGCGGGAGGUGAGCGUAAGGGACUGUGGUCUCUAUACUCCGAGCGGCUUCCUGGAUCAGUGGGCCACUGCGGUGGAGGUGUCCAAUGAGGAGAAGAUACUCUGUCCAGCGGAGGUGGCUGUUGGAUAUCCUGCAGUGACAAAGAGCUGUCAGUCGAAGGUGUUUGACCUGUCACAUGGCGUGUCUCAGUACGCUUGGUUUCCCUGUGAGGAGUCUCAGCAGCACAGCUGGAUUUCACAAUAUUGGUUGAAGGCCUAUUACGCCCAUCCUAUGGUGGCUGCCGCGGUCAUUAUCCACCUGGCUGCAGACGGAACAGCCGACAUCGACCAGAGACAACACAACAUUACUAUUCAGCUGGUGGACACUAAGGAGCAAACCCACCCUCUCGGGGACUGGAGGCUGAGCUGCCGGAACAAUCCACUGGUGAUUCCUGUGAGUCAUGACCUGAGCGUGGCUUUCUACCGGACAAAAGCCAUUAUAGUGAGCUUCAGCUCUCCUCUGGUGGCCAUCUCAGGUGUUGGGCUGCGCUCCUUUCAAUAUUUUGACCCCAUCACUAUCAGCGGAUGCCAGAGCAAUGAAAUCUAUAACCCCAUGGGCCAAAGCCAGUGCCGGCUAAUAAACCUCGUGUCUAAGCUGCCAUUGAGCUUUGAAAUGGCUUUGAGAGAGCCAGAGAUGUCUGGGCAGGGAAAUCUGGACUCUAAGCCCACCUAUGGCCCGUGUCCAAGCCACUGGUCUGAAUCCAUGGUGACCCUCACCUGCGCGGAUGGGAAAUGGAACAAGCAGGUGACCUGUGAACCUGUGGACUGCGGGCGGCCUGACAAGUACCACGUGCACCCGGCUAUCUUUGAGUUCUCUGAAGGAACCACCUACGGCAAGAAGUGCACUUUUCAGUGCCGGGAGCCGGCUCAGUUAGUGGGAAGUAAUAACGUGCUGACGUGUAUGGAGGAUGGCAUGUGGUCCUUCCCCGAGGCUCUGUGUGAGCUGCGCUGUCCGGUCCCUCCUCCUGUACCCAACGCUGUCCUGCAGACCAAACGCUGCAAUGCCACAGGCCUCAAAGUUGGGUCUUUCUGCAAGUACAAGUGCAAGCCUGGCUACCAUGUGCCCCACAUAGACAAGCCCAAGAGGGCAGUGCCUGUGAUGUACCACAGGCGUGCGUUUAAGCGGCAGUGUACGGAGGAUGGAACCUGGCAGUCGGGUGAGUGUGUGGCAGUCACAUGUGAGCCGCCUCCUCCCAUUUUCCACGGUACCUACAAGUGCACAAAUGGCUUUCAGUUCAACAGCGACUGCUGGAUCGACUGCAACAGGGCUAACCACACGGGUCCUUCCACCAACGUGAUCCGCUGCAGAAAGGACGGGAACUGGACCGGUUCUUUCCGUCUUUGCCCCAACCUGACAGGCCAGUGUUCCCUUCCACAAAAUCUCAGCCCAACUAUCCAUCUCAACUGCAAGGACGGACACGGCAUAGGAAAGGAGUGUGAGGUGGCGUGUAGAGAUGCUAGCAGCAGUGUGGUCCUCCUGCCCAGCAACACGAGCGUUGCAGCUGUGAUGAAAGACCACUGGUGGAACCCACCCAAAGUUAAGAAUAUUGUGUGCACCAUGGGACUAAAGUGGUAUCCUAACCCAGAGGCCCUCCACUGUAUUAAGGGAUGCGAGCCGUUCAUGGGUGAUAAUUACUGCGACGCCAUCAACAACCGAGCGUUCUGCAACUACGAUGGUGGAGACUGCUGCCAUUCUACUGUUAAAACCAAAAAGGUGAUUCCAUUCCCUAUGUCAUGUGACAUUCGAGAAGACUGUGCGUGUCGGGACCCUGACGCCCAGGAGAACAACAAAGGAGUCCGCCACCGGUCCAUUGGCUGAGCUUGAUACCCCCUGUGGCACCCAGGGGGCCUGCUGGGAAACCAUUCUUCUCUACAUGCUGCUUAUAAGAGGGCCUUUCCACUCACACCGCACUCCAACAUGCCCUCGUUUCCUCAUCAAACAGCAACAACUUAAGAGGGUAUGACACUCAAAAACAAACAACCAAUCAAACACAUCAACAACAGGUUUCGCAAAGGACAAGAAGUGGAAGUUUUAUGAAUGACUUAUGGCAAUAGCAACCAUAGAUGUCAUCAAACUAAAGCUCAAACAAGCCUGGGCUGACAGUUUUGUUGUUUUAUGUUUGCUUUCAUUGAUCAUUAUUUGUAAAACGCAACCAUGGUAAUGUUGUUUUUAUGUAAAGCCUGAGGAAGAAGGGGGGGAAAGGGAAAAAUGCAGCUGUUAAUGUUUGCCUGUAGUCAGAAAAUGGGAUGAUUCCAAUCGAGUCAAAUCAAGAGCUCCAAACUAAAGCGAAUCGAUGAAUGAGAGGACCUCUGAUGUUUUCGUGAUUCCCCUUAACGCCUGACCUCCGAGACUGUCUCGAUGACAGUUUAGCCAUUCACUGUGUCCUCGCAUAUCAAGUGUUCUCCGCGUUUUUAUAUUUAUCAAUUCAACUAUCAAAGAGGAAAUACCUAGAAAUGGACCUUAAUAUCAAAUCCAAAUUUGUGUCACACGAAUGGCUUGCACUCCUCUGAAUGUUUGAGCUGCUCUUACUCACUACGAACAAAAAAAUAUCUGGCUGCCGACCUCAGAGCCUGUAUGAAACAUCGAGGGAUGAUGGGAACGUUUCACAAUGCAUAGGAAGAUGUACGAGUGCAGCUGCUGUGGCCCUAAAUCACCAAAUCCUGUAUAUCAGCAAGAAAUGCACAAAUCUGAUGCCGAAAAAUCAUCAGAGGAGGUGUUGAUCCAGUGAGUUACAUCCAGAGAGAGGGAGAGAGAGCUUGUGAAAGAAGUUGUGUUAGCACAGCUGUUGCUGCUAGUUUUGCUGCUGUGGCCAUGCAGCCAAUUCUGUCUAUGGAGAGUUUGUAGUUUAAUGCAAGUCUGCCAUAGAUUUUACCUCUGGUCAAAAUGCAGUUAUAUCAGCUUUACAUGAAAUAUAUAAAUAUUCAUAUAUAUGCAAACAGCUUUAUACAUGUAGAUUUACUAACAGGUUCCCCUCCCCUUCCCUAGGGCUGUCAAAGUUCACACAAUAAUUGACAUAAUGGUUUCAUUCUGUUCUGUGUGAUUUUCUAACAACUGAUCUGAGCUGAACAUUAGGAGCUAAUUGGAAUGGAUCAUGCAGCCGUGUUUCUAUCAGUAAACGAAGAA